Juglans microcarpa x Juglans regia is the source of this 1220-nucleotide messenger RNA. RefSeq names its product haloacid dehalogenase-like hydrolase domain-containing protein At4g39970. Gene Ontology annotation, molecular function: hydrolase activity. The transcript is spliced from 11 exons. Bases 447 to 1025 code for a protein of 192 amino acids. Lineage: Eukaryota; Viridiplantae; Streptophyta; Magnoliopsida; Fagales; Juglandaceae. The record is from RefSeq and is a predicted model, not a curated record.
CUCGAAUGUCGAGAGAUUCGUAUUUAAUGGUCGUUGACGGUCGUUAAAUCCGUUCAAAGCGGAGGCAGUGCUUGAGGCCACACAGCCAUGGCUUGCCCGAUAACGCUCUACUGCCCCACUCUCUCCCCUCUUCUUCUUCUUCUGCCGCAAACUAUCUUCUUCCUAACACUCUCCGCCACGCCACCACUCUUCGCUUCCCAACCCUCCGAAAAUCUUUCGCCUCCGAGAGACGGCUCUCGGUUUCGUCUUCUAAUCAAUUCCAAGCGCUCGUAUUCGACUGCGACGGCGUGAUCCUUGAGUCCGAGCACUUGCAUCGCCAGGCCUACAAUGACGCCUUCGCUCACUUCAACGUCCGCUGUCCUUCUUCUCAAUCGCAACACCCUCUCAAUUGGGGCUCCGACUUCUACGACGAGCUCCAGAAUCGCAUCGGAGGCGGCAAACCCAAAAUGCGAUGGUACUUUGGAGAGCAAGGGUGGCCGUCGUCGACUAUAUUCGAGAAGCCUCCAGAGGCCGAUGUCGACCGAGUCAAGUUGAUCGAUACUCUCCAGGAUUGGAAGACUGAAAGGUACAAAGAAAUAAUCAAAUCUGGAACUGUGGAACCUAGACCUGGGGUUUUGAGAUUGAUGGAUGAGGCCAAGGCUGCUGGUAAAAAAUUAGCUGUUUGCUCUGCAGCAACAAAAAGCUCGGUCAUACUGUGUCUUGAAAACCUUAUAGGAAUUGAGCGCUUUCAAAGUCUUGAUUGCUUUCUUGCGGGUGAUGAUGUGAAGGAAAAGAAGCCAGAUCCAUCAAUUUAUCUGACAGCUUCCAAGAGGCUAGGCGUGUCCCUGCAAGAUUGUUUGGUAGUGGAGGAUAGCAUUAUUGGACUACAGGCAGCAACAGGAGCUGGGAUGUCAUGUGUGAUUACCUACACCUCGUCAACGGCUAACCAGGAUUUUAAAGAUGCAAUAGCCAUCUAUCCUGAUUUGAGUAAUGUUAGAUUGGAAGACUUGGAGUUAUUACUUCAAAAUGUCGUUGCUGCCAGUUAGAUUUGUCCAAACUGCGUGUGGCAGGCUUUUAUAGUUUUUUAAUUAUCUAAAUGUGGCGGCGAUUGAAGUUACUCCCCCCUUCACUCUUCUUUAGCUGAAAAAAAAUACCCUUAUCAUCUCACAAAAGUCAGCAACAGGGAUGGGGCCCCAGAAUUGAUGGCAAUUGUUUUGAAUUACCACAAAUAAUGUGAUUGU